AUGGUCGUUCUUGCCUUGUUUUUCGCCAUCGCGUUAUGUCCCAUAUACGUCCAACAAUACAAGUACGGACUGGGCGAUCACAUCCAGGACAUCCCUCCGCCGAAGUUGGCGAAGCAGAUGGAGUGGUUCUGGGUAUCAACAUGGAUCUACCUCACCGGCGUCGCCUUCGCAAAAAUCUCCAUCCUCAUCCAAUACAUCCGCGUCUUCGUCGGCACCAAAACGAUUGUUGCCUCGUGGGCCACCGUUGGCUUCAUCGUCACCUGCUGCCUCGUCUGCUUCUUCGGCGGCAUCUUCGCCUGCACUCCCGUCGAGAAAUUUUGGAACCCGACAAUACCGGGGAAAUGUAUAAACUAUUUGGCGAUUUGGUACCUCCACUGCGCCAUGGCCAUCGCGACCGACCUCGCCAUCGUCAUCAUCCCCCUCCCCACCAUCGUGAACAUGAACCUCGAAAGCAAGAAAAAGUGGAUCCUGGCCUUCACCUUCGCCCUCGGCGGCUUCGGCUGCGUCACCUCCAUCAUCCGCCUCUACUACCUCCGCUUCCUCACCCAGACGCCCGACCCCACCCACUACAACCCGAUCCCGGCGCUCUGGUCCGCCGUCGAGCUCGCCGUCGUCAUCGUCUGCGCCUGCCUCAUCACCCUGCACCCGCUGCUCGUCCACGUCCUCCGCCCGCUGAGGAUGUUCGCGAGCCAGUACUACUCGGGCGCCGGCGGCGCGGAGAACAACGACGACGAGUCCAGGCGCCGCCGCAGGCAGCAGCGGCAGCAGGCGCGCCUGCCGUCGUACGUCCAGGACGGCGCGGGCGUGUCCGAGGAGGAGAGGAGGGAGCGGUACGCGAGGGCGGUGGCGGGCUGGGAGGCGGCGGCGGGGGGGAAGAAGAGGGGGGGCGGGAACAACGUCGUCGUCGGGUUGGGGACGAUGCUGUUGGAGAGCGGGUGGAGCGAGGAGCGGUUGACGGCGGAGAGGGUCGAGGAGGGCGUGAUUAAGGUGCAGACGGGGGUGGAUGUGGUGACGGCGACGAUGACGACGACGGAUGGUGGGAGCGUGAGGACGUUGACGAGGGAGAGGAGUGAGGGGAGUUUUUUGAAGGAUGGGGAGGUGGAGGUGGAGGAGAGUGAUGGGGGGAAGUGGGUGGAUGUGGAGCUUGGUGGUGGUGGUGGUGGGAGGAGGAUGUGA
Messenger RNA from Diplodia corticola, 1176 nucleotides. RefSeq lists its product as uncharacterized. The coding region runs from base 1 to 1176 and encodes 391 amino acids. The transcript has 5 exons. NCBI's taxonomy places the organism in Eukaryota, Fungi, Ascomycota, Dothideomycetes, Botryosphaeriales, Botryosphaeriaceae. The record is from RefSeq and is a predicted model, not a curated record.